This is a messenger RNA of Magallana angulata, 2610 nucleotides long. RefSeq lists its product as uncharacterized. The record is from RefSeq and is a predicted model, not a curated record. Gene Ontology annotation, molecular function: O-methyltransferase activity. The transcript is spliced from 8 exons. Bases 253 to 1485 code for a protein of 410 amino acids. NCBI's taxonomy places the organism in Eukaryota, Metazoa, Mollusca, Bivalvia, Ostreida, Ostreidae.
AUGUAACAGGUCACUGACACACGUGCUGAAAUUCGGAUAAAUGGACUACGAGAAAAAAGGGGCGUGAGCUAGCAUUUACAUAGUUACGUUCUGGGAGUAUAGAAGUAUAGGACUAUUGUCAGCGAACUCGGUGGAUAUAUGCAUAAGUAUUUAAAAUCAAUACUACGGUCCAUUGUGGGAACUACACUUGAAUGAGAGAAAGAAAAAGACGAUUGGUUCAUUUCUGGAUCUGUGCACUAACGAAUAGGCACUAUGACGGAACUUAUGACUACAGGGCUGGACCUCCACUCCGACCCCUCAGCGGAUCCCAUCAUGGACAUUAUUGCAGGGGGCACUCGUUACAAGAUAAUGAUGCAGUGCUUAGAGAUUGGUUUGUUUGACGAAAUUGAGUCACUAGGAGAAGCUUGCACUGCAGAAUCCAUUGCAAAGAAGUGCGGAUAUGACGUCGCUGUUUCAGAGCGGUUGCUAAGCACUCUUGCAAGUUACAACCUGUUACAAAAGGAUUGCAACAGAAAAGGUUCGCCAUCCUACAGGAACUCUCCGGGGACGUCUAAAUACCUGACUCGGUCCCGUCGACCCACAAUGAUCGGGCUCGCAAUGUCUGUCGACACCAUGAUCUUACCACUACUUGAUAAUCUACCAAUGCUUUUGAAAUCAGGUAAAGGUAAACUUGACAUAAAUAAAAAUGUGGCUGACAAUGGAAACAUAAUGAUGUCUUCACCCAAUCACCAAAAGGCUCCCAACAACAUCAUGGAUAAAGAAAACAACAUGGGUCCAGGCUCACCCAUCAAACAGAACACCCCGACCAUGCCACAUAUACCCAAAAUGCCCUGCAUGCCAAAAAUGCCUCCAAACUCCAAGAUGCCCAUGGAGAAGAAUGGUAUGGAGUAUCAAGCGAAAUUCCUUAUGGCAAUGGAAGGGUUUUCAGCCACGUGCGCUUCGGCCAUGGUGAAGGCAUUUGACCUCAGGCAGCAUAGAUCGGCAGUAGAUUUGGGAGGCGCCACGGGCAGAAUCUCAUAUGAACUGGCAAAUACUUAUCCUCACAUGAAGGUCACAGUCUUUGACCUUCCACCUGUCAUCCAAAUUGCUCAGAAAAUGCAGAAUCCGUGUUCUCAGGGACAGGUCUUUUUCAAGGCUGGAAACUUCUUCGAAGAUGAUAUACCAUCAGCUGACCUGUAUCUUUUGGGUCACAUUAUUCAUGGUUUUGACCUUAAAGGGAUCGACAAACUUCUCCAGAAGGUGUACUCUAAGCUUCCCCCGGGUGGAUCAGUGUUAGUAAUGGAAAAGAUCCUUGCUGAGAAUCGCACAGAACCGGAGCUUGCCGUUACCAAUGAUUUUGUGAUGACCCUUCUAUCACAGGGCCAAGAGAGAACCCUAUCCGAUUAUCAGAAACUAUUUGCCAAACAUGGCUUCGUUAAUGUGCAAUUUACACACAUAGAUGGUCUUAACUAUUAUGAUGUCAUGCUCCUAAAGAAGCCAUUUUAGGUUCUCGAAACAUCAUUGACCACAAGUAUAGAGACUUCUAAUUCAAUCAGACAUUUUUCAGCAGAUCUGCUCUUUGUGCUGUUUGACAUGAUGGUACAGGGAUGAAAUUCAUGAAUCAUCUCUUGCGAUUUGCGGGCCCAGUAGUUCUUGCUAAUCACAGCAGGUUGAUGAGGGUUUUUUAAGAGAAAGACAAAGAGACCUGUUUAACUAAAAAUCUUCAAUCUUACAAGAUGGCGUCCGUAUUAUUGUGUCAAUGACAUUUUAUUUGAAACUUCUAAACUUUUUUAUUCUUGCAUAUUUUUGCACUUUUGUUUCAUUGUAUGUGUAGGGCAGGUAUUUUGUGACAUUGCAGGGCCUGAAAUGUAAUAUGUUGUAAACACAGUCACAGAUCUCCAGUCACGGCUAUGUAACUUACAAAGUAAUUAUUACAAAAGGUUUAAUCUGAACACCAGCAAAUCACGCACCCUAGGGUUUGGGUUUCCAACAAUCAGGUGUAGAAGCAUUUAAAGACACGUUUUCUGACCCUUAAAAAACCCCGAAAUAACGUUUGAAUUUUUACGAUGUUUUAUUUUUUUCUAUAGUCAUCCAUUGGAUGUGGUAAAAAUUUAGUAGGCUACAUUUUCUAAAUAGAGGACACAACCCAACCGGGCGAUCGAAGUCAGCUGUUUGAAUCUCAUUACCAUAAAAUCAAAAUAUUUUGUUGUUUUAGCAGCAGAUUGUAUUCUGAACUCAGUAUUUGAAAAGCAAUGUGUUUCCCUCAAAUGGCAACAAUUUGUGUGUUUCAAUUUCAUUAUCAUAAUGUUUUAUUUUGAAUAUUGUGAUAUUGUCAGUGUUAUGUAUAUUUUUGAUCUAUAUGAUGGCGUUUUGUACUGUAAAUAAUUAUAUUCCAUGGACGCCAUGAAAGCAUGUUAGAUCGGAGGAUGUAAAUAUGAAUUCCUUCAACUUGAUUUUGUCAUACUCAUUAUCAUAUAACCUCUGUUAAAUGUUAUAUGGACCAAUUGUAUCUUUGAUUCUAACGUAGUUUACUGUUUUGUUAAUUAUUUAUAUGACUACUUGAAUUGUUUUAAAUUUAUUGUUAUUAUUAUUUAAUAAUAAACUGACCUAUAUCCUGAUAGAAAUUAUAAA